Colletotrichum acutatum is the source of this 725-nucleotide messenger RNA. RefSeq lists its product as uncharacterized. NCBI's taxonomy places the organism in Eukaryota, Fungi, Ascomycota, Sordariomycetes, Glomerellales, Glomerellaceae. Bases 309 to 725 code for a protein of 138 amino acids. The record is from RefSeq and is a predicted model, not a curated record. The transcript has 3 exons.
CGUGGUUGAGAAGAGAUAGAUAAAAGAGUCGUUGACGUCCGGUCUUUCUUCCGCACCCUUUUUCUUUGGGUUGCUGCGUCUGAAUUCGGACGAUCACUUUUCCUUGACAACUACAACUUUUUACUUUUUAUUAUCAGACUAUCGAAUAGACCAAGCCUCGAUCAUUUCCUCUCAAAUUAUACACACUUACAACUAUCCUAUACAACUCAACGUCAUCGCCGGCUCGAACACACAUUUCACUACGGCGGGAACAAGUUACAAGGUUUACACUACGAACACGAAGAUACGAAGCGUUGGAAUUAGACAACAUGAAGUUCUCUGCUGUUGCCGUCGUCGCCGCCGCGGUUGCGGGCGUUGGUGCCGUGCCCGUUGAGUCUGGCCCCAUCGCAAGCCUCCAAGCCCGCGCCUCAGACGCAAUCGGCGGCGUCGUAAGCUUCAUCAAGCGCGAAGACGCCGGAAAACCAGUCGUCCCGCAAAUCAAGCGCUCCCCGAUCCGCUUCCACUCCGGACUCGCCCACGAGGAAGCCAUGGCCGCCGUCGCCCGACGCGCCGAUAAGCCUGGCAAGAAAGACCCGCCUCCGCCCCUGAACCCGUUCGGCACCGACUCGAGGAAGCGCGAGGCGCUGAUCGAGGCGCGCAAGAAGAAGGGGGGUGAAGAGGAGGUCCCGCCGCUGGCGCCGUUCUCGACAAAGAUUCUUCCAAGAGUUCAAGACUCGUACUUGUGA